Messenger RNA from Tricharina praecox, 1998 nucleotides. RefSeq lists its product as uncharacterized. The transcript is spliced from 2 exons. Lineage: Eukaryota; Fungi; Ascomycota; Pezizomycetes; Pezizales; Pyronemataceae. Bases 1 to 1998 code for a protein of 665 amino acids. The record is from RefSeq and is a predicted model, not a curated record.
AUGAGCGACACUGGAUACAGUCGUGGAGGCGGCGGCGGAAGCGGUGGUGGUGGAUAUGGACGCGGUGGAGGCGGCGGCGGACGUGGGCGCGGAGGCGGCGGUUGGAGAGGAAGGGGCGGCGGCGGUAGGGGAGGAGGAGGCAGAGGUGGAGGGCGUGGUGGAGAGGGCGGCGGUGAGGCAUCUGCGGAUGACAAUCACGACGACUCAGCACCCCGCGCAGGCUCCACCGGAACCCACCAGGAGCUCGAUAGCUUCCUCAAGCAAAUCGACGGAGCGAACUACGGCCGAUACAAAAACCUCCGGAGCCACUACAGAUGGACGGAAGGUCUUCCGAUAGAGCUGUUCGUCGACCACGUCCAGGGAGAUCCGUAUGCUGCUCCGUCCAGGUUUCGUGCCCGGCUUCCCAUGAGCGCAACUGGAAUUCCCAUGGAGGUAUAUGGAAACAGCGCUCGUGUCAUUGCAUUCACGGACUACGUGAACCGUCAGAUCGUCUCGCUCGUAAAACAGUGGCGUCUGGACAUCGCGGGGUCUUCCGGAGGCUACCACGGACCGAAAGGUGGAGAUUUCGACAUCUACAAGCCCAGACAGCAGAUCCUCGAGCGCUCCAGCUGCGUCCUUCUCGGUCUCGAUGCGGAAGCUGAGGGAGACGGAGGUUAUCCAUGCCUUGAAAUCAGAUUUUCCGUUACUCUACCAGCCCACGGCCGAAGCAUCAAUGGCACCAAAGUCCACGAGCUUUUGAUUACUCACUUACCGCAGAUCAUCGAUAAGGGGUUCCUGUGGAGCAACCAAGACGAGCAGAAGGUGUGGAAACAUCUGAGGACCGCCGAGCUACAGGACGCACUCCGGAAUAGUCUUGCGGAGAAGGGAUUACUGGCGUUUGUGGGCAACGGUUCAGUCCUCCCCCGAGCCAGUGGUGCCGCUCCUGGUCCGAUGACAGAAGGCGUCGUGGAGUUCCAGAGCCCCAAGAGCCUGGAAGUCACCAUCGACACCUCGAUCCUGUCCGAAGACGGCACUCCAAUCUCUGUCACGGGUAUGGGUAUCCCGCGUGGAAUAGUGGUCAUCACCGGUGGAGGCUUCCACGGAAAGUCCACACUCCUCGAAGCGAUACAGUUCGGAAUCUACAACGUGAUCCCCGGUGAUGGACGGGAGCUGGUAGUCAUCGAGCACAACGCGUACAAAGUCCGCGCCGAAGACGGCCGGAACGUCGUAUGCACUGACAUCACCCCCUUCAUCAGCGAGCUUCCCGGCGGAAAAUCCACCUCAUCCUUCUCCUCUCAGGACGCAUCCGGCAGCACUUCGAUGGCAGCCAACAUCCAGGAGGCCCUCGAAGUUGGUGCGACCACUUUGAUCAUCGACGAAGACACCUCCGCCACGAACUUCCUCAUCCGCGACCACAAGAUGCACGAGCUAGUCCGGAGCGAACCCAUUACGCCCCUCGUCUCCAAGGUAUCCGCACUAUUCACCGAGCACGCCGUCAGCACCGUCAUCGUCGUCGGCGGCUGCGGCGACUACCUCAGCCCCGCAACGACCGUGAUCGGCAUGGAAUCCUACCUCCCCCAAGACUGGACGUCUCGCGCGCGCGCCAUCUCGGAGAAAUACCCCAACGCCGCGCCGACCGCGCCGACCUACGGCGCGAUCCCCUGCCGCACCCUGACCAUUCCCUCCGGAGCCCUUGGCGACCGACAGCCGAUCCCCAAGGGCGUCGACAAGAUCGUGAUCCGUGCUGGCCGCAACGACGACGACGCUGAACUCGACACCUCGGCACUCGAGCAGUUCGUCGAGGAGGGCCAGACCACGCUCGCCGUCCACGCCCUGCAGUCCAUACAGAGGAACUCCGCCGGUCUUACCGCACAGGCUUGGGCCAACAUGUUUGCCGAGCGCCGUGUCAACAUCUCGCGUGACCCCAUGCCGAGAGGAAAUAUCGCGGCCGCGAGACCGCUCGAGUUGCUGGCGGUCGUCAAUAGACUGAGGGGAUUGCAGGUGCGAAAGGUCAGUUGA